GGCGUUGCCGUUGCGGCCAUGGCGUACUUCCCGGGCUCGCUGGUGACCAUCAGCGGCCUGCCGGCGCCGGCGCAGCCGGUGGCCUCGGCACAGCGCGAGGGGGUCCAAGCGCUGGAGCUGAACGGCGACAGGGCGCAGCUGCUGCACUUUGACAAGGACCUGAACAAAUGGAUCGCCGCCACCUUUUCGGGCCGCACUAUCGCCAUCAACGACCAGCAUGUCACCCCAAUGACCGCACAGGAUGUGAGCCAGUACGAUUUUGUUUUGGGCCCCAAGUCGGAUUAUGAGCUCUCUGGGGCAGAGAUUACCAGCUCCCUGGCGCUGAAGGGCUACGCGCUGAUCAAACUCAUCGUGGCGGAAGAAGACGCGGCGCAGAUGUUGGACGUGGCCAAACGGCUGGAUGAGGAGCAGCAAUUCAGCCGAUUGGCCGUGGAGUUCGAGCGAGGCUAUCUGGGAGACGAUGGCAAUGCCAAGACGCUCCAUAUCGGUCUAGAUGCGCCGGACACCUACGACUACAUCAAGCAGUCGCCGUUGAAGACUAUGGACAACAACUUUGGGCAGAUGUGUAGCAUGUUGUCCAAACACUCCGAAGAACACCUGGGCUUCGAGGUCUACAGCCGCACAGAGAUGCUGCUUCGCAUGCCACUGGCAGACCAUGAGGAGGACAAGUACACGCCUGCAGACAUCGACGAUGGCGAUGCCGAGGGCUUUCUGCAUCUGAUGUAUCGCCGUCGCUUGACGGUGCUGCAGUUCGUCGGCCCGGCAGCUGGCGUCUUGAAGCUGCUUCCCAUGAAGGAAGGCGAUGAAGAGAUAGAGCUGGUGGCGGAGCCUCAUACCAUGCUGGUGCUGCUGAACAGCCGCUGGGAGUAUUCCUACACGCCCAGCGGAGAAUCCUUGGCCUUGCAGAGUUUCAUGCUGUCGGAGCCAGCCAUCUAUUGCUUGGAGGACGAGAUCCAGGGCAACAUGGAAACCCUCACGGGUCAAUCCACUGGGCCACCGCCACCUCCCGGGGAGCAGGUGACCAUUGAGUCCAUGUACUGCCGCUAUGGCAUGCAGGCGGAUGGUCGAUCACAGUUCUGGCAGGCUGCGGCCAAAGCCUCCAUCGACGGCCUUACGGAGAUUCCCGUGAGUCGUUGGGACCACGGUCCUUACUUCGACCCCGAGAGCUCCUUCGGUGGAAGCUACACGCGCCACGGAUGCUUUGGCAUCGAAGGAGUGGAUCUCUUUGAUUGCAAGUUCUUCGAGAUUUCUCCCAUGGAAGCCAAGGGAAUGGAUCCCUGUCAGCGCCAGGUCAUGGAGGUGUCCUACAUGGCUCUCCUGGAAGGUGGUUAUGACAAGAGGAGCUUGCAACGAGAAGCACAGCAUAUCGGCCACUUUGUUGGGAUCGAUAAGGACGAUUGGAUGUGCAUGAGUGCUGCGGGCAUGUUGGACCUUUCUGGAGCUCAUGGCGCGGCGGCAGCGGCCAAUGCCAUCACGUCCAACCGCUUCUCGUAUUCCAUGAACUUGAAGGGAGCAAGCAUGACCAUCGAUACUGCUUGCUCAUCUUCCCUGGUGUGCACCCACGUGUCCAAGCUGCACCUGCGCUUCAAGGACUAUGAACCUAUGCCUGCCAGCAUUGUGAAUGGCCUCAACCUGAUGCUGUACCCUGGUCCCUUCGUUGGUUGCUGCGCUGCCGGAAUGUUAAGCCACGACGGGAGGUGCUUUACCUUCAACAGCACGGCAGAUGGCUAUGCCCGCGGUGAAUUGUGUGGAGCCCUCUGCUUCAAGCUGAAGCAGUUCGAUCCCGCCAGCGGUUCCAUCUGCUGUUUGGCUGGCAGCCAGUCCAAUCAGGAUGGCCGCAGUGCCAGCUUGACGGCGCCCAACGGACCGGCACAGGAGAAGUGCAUCAAGGCCGUCUUGCGCGAGUGCAAACUGACGCCGACCGAAGUGGAUUGCAUCGAGUGCCACGGCACGGGCACGGCUUUGGGAGAUCCAAUCGAAGUUGGCUCCUUCAAAAAGGUGAUGAGUGCGACCCCGCGGAAGGAACCACUGGUGAUCACGUCAUCGAAGUCCAACAUUGCGCAUGCUGAGGGAGGUGCUGGCCUGGCCGGUUUCUUCAAGUGCUGUUUACAGGUCUCUAACUGUGAGGGAGCAGCCAAUGUCCACUUGAAGGUGCGUAAUCCUCACUUGGAUAUGGAGGGCUUUCCAUGUCAGAUCUUGUCUGAGUCAGUGGCCAUGCGUGAGGAUGCAGCCUAUGCGGGCGUUUCCUCCUUUGGCUUCGGCGGCACCAAUGCGCACGCUGAGGCCUGGGGAAAGAACAUCAUGAAUUCUCGUGGCUGCAUGGUGACGGACCCCAUCAAGCUCUUCGAGCGAAAGCUGGCGAAGGCGCCGCCGGCCGAAAUCACCAUGAACGGCGAUGACGUGAGGGAUUGGGAGACCACAGGGCUUGAUCCUGCUGGUCAGAUUGGUGACAGAUACAUGAUCGAGCUGGAUGAGGACGGAGUGGCCACUUGGGAGAAAGUGGACGAGGAGUUGGUGGACUGGGGUGAUGACUUCUUCAUCCAAGGGACGUUCAACAAAUGGGAGCCGGAUGCGAUGGAAAGGUCGGAAAGUAUCUUGGGCCUCUGGGUGGGCGAACUCGUCCUUGGCAGCAGUGGGGUGGAACACUUUCAGAUCAUGGCAGAUAACGAUGACGAAAAGAUCUACUGCCCAGAUCGACCCAACUGCGCAUCAAAGGUGGCACAAGUGCAAGGCCCUAAAGCUGCCUCCAAGGAGAAGAGUUGGGUCAUCCGGGGAGCUCCUGGUGAUAAGUUCAAGAUCGAAUUCUUCCAACAGGAGAAGAGACGCUCAGUGCUGUGGAUGAAAGUCUAGUCAAGGAUCCAGUGACGGCAGCGUUGAGCGUAGCAAAACAUAGCUUUGAAGUAGAUGGAAACAGAUCCCACCAACAAAAACGCCAUUCUUUUCCAUGGGAUUUCACAGGAUUUCACAUCCUAAACAUGUCUGGUUGGUGGUUUGGAAGAUGUUUUUUUUUUUCCAUUUCAUAUAUGGGAUAAUCUAAUCCUUCCCAUUGACUUUCAUAUUUUUCAGAUUUCACGAUUCUUUGCGCCAUGGAGAGUUUCAGACAGGAAAUUGACACAGCAGAAUAGAAACAGCCACAUCCCAGCACCAUCGCGAUGCGCACGGACACAGAGCUUCCCUUCUCGGAAAAAA
Molecule: messenger RNA, 3189 nt
Organism: Cladocopium goreaui
Lineage: Eukaryota; Dinophyceae; Suessiales; Symbiodiniaceae
Source: the annotation of a GenBank genome assembly